Mandrillus leucophaeus (drill) is the source of this 3144-nucleotide messenger RNA. RefSeq names its product short chain dehydrogenase/reductase family 16C, member 5 (gene SDR16C5). Lineage: Eukaryota; Metazoa; Chordata; Mammalia; Primates; Cercopithecidae. The record is from RefSeq and is a predicted model, not a curated record. The transcript has 7 exons. Gene Ontology annotation, cellular component: lipid droplet. Gene Ontology annotation, biological process: retinal metabolic process; retinol metabolic process. Bases 733 to 1662 code for a protein of 309 amino acids. Gene Ontology annotation, molecular function: all-trans-retinol dehydrogenase (NAD+) activity.
CCUGGUGACUUACUCUAUCUUCAUUUCUCAGCUUCAUUUUGUUAGAACAAAUUUCCUCGCCCUCUUCUCCUAGGCCGCCUGCCAGCGCCGCACCCACUCCCGCCCCUGCCUGCACCCCACCCACUUCCUGGGGACUCCCGAGCCCACGCCCACAUCCCUUACCUCCAAGGGGCAAGGAAGCUGCUGACUUAGGUUCCCACGUGGAGCAAUCAGAUGCUGCUGGAGAACUCCCCGCAUUGCAGGCUCCAGACAAACGACCUGGCCCCUCCCCCGUGGACGCCUACACUGCUCUUUGUUUUCUAACUCCAGAGUUCCCAGUCUCGGGGUUGUGCCUUGCAAAUACCUGGGAAACUCUUCUAGCUAAUGCCUGGGCCCCACCCAACCCAGAAAUUCCCAUCUAAUACUCUGAGGUGCAGCCUAGGCAUUGAAACGUUAAGCCUAAGAGAAAUCCGGCGCUCGCAUCCAGUUUCCACCACCGAAUUUCCAGCUUCUUAAAUCUGCGGGUCCAGCAAAAGAAGAUAGGAGUGCGGCCCACGUCGCCUGCUGGGGCUACUGCCGGCCCCACCCCCGGCGCUGCCGCGGCCGUCCCGCCCUUGGACUUGGCCUCGGGCAGCACCUGGGUAAACACCUGAACCUCGCUGAGUUACGAGGCAGGGACUCGGGUGCCUGGGACAGACAAGGCCUGCUUCUCCGCGGGCAGCUAAGGAGAGUGUCCUGGGUGUCAGCCAGAAGAUGUCUUUCAACCUGCAAUCAUCAAAGAAACUGUUCAUUUUCUUAGGAAAAUCACUGUUUACUCUUCUGGAGGCUGUGAUUUUUGCCUUACUCCCAAAGCAACAGAAGAACGUUGCUGGUGAAAUAGUCCUCAUCACAGGUGCUGGAAGUGGACUCGGAAGGCUCUUAGCUUUGCAGUUUGCCCGACGGGGAUCUGUGCUUGUUCUCUGGGAUGUCAAUAAGGAGGGGAAUGAGGAAACAUGUAAGAUGGCUCAGGAAGCUGGGGUCACAAGAGUGCACGCCUAUACUUGCGAUUGCAGCCAAAAGGAAGAAGUGUAUAGAGUAGCCGAUCAGGUUAAAAAAGAAGUCGGCGAUGUUUCCAUCCUAAUCAACAAUGCCGGUAUCGUAACAGGCAAAAAUUUCCUUGACUGUCCAGAUGAGCUUAUGGAAAAGUCAUUUGAUGUGAAUUUCAAAGCACAUUUAUGGACUUAUAAAGCCUUUCUACCUGCUAUGAUUGCUAAUGACCAUGGACAUUUGGUUUGCAUUUCAAGUUCAGCUGGAUUAGUUGGAGUAAAUGGGCUGGCAGAUUAUUGUGCAAGUAAAUUUGCAGCCUUUGGGCUUGCUGAAUCUGUAUUUGUAGAAACAUUUGUCCAAAAUCAAAAGGGGAUCAAAACCACAAUUGUGUGCCCCUUUUUUAUAAAAACUGGAAUGUUUGAAGGUUGUACUACAGUCUGUCCUUCUCUGUUGCCAAUUCUGGAACCAGAAUAUGCCGCGGAAAAAAUAGUAGAAGCUAUUCUACAAGAAAAAAUGUACUUCUAUAUGCCAAAGUUUUUAUACUUCAUGAUGUUUCUUAAAAGCUUUUUGCCCCUCAAGACAGUACUGCUUAUAGGUGACUAUCUUGACAUCUUUCAUGCAAUGGAUGGCUUUCUUGAACGAAAGAAGAAGCUCUAAAGACCAACUCGAUGGCUGAGGUCAUCUGAUACACAAUGUUACAUAAUGUGUACUUCAGUGAAGAAAAGUAUUUUUGUCUGACAGUGGAAUAUAUCUGGAGACCACAAGUACCACUCCUGUUCUGUUAUCUGGACUAGAAUUUUCAACCAAUGCAUUUGAAAAUAAUGUUGCUAUCACCUAUUUGGUUGAGUUUUGGUUUUUUCUUUUGCUAUUUGUUUUCCAAAAAUAAAGACAGUCUAUUUUUGUCAUUUCCAUUCACCACAGAUGUAAGAAAGUGAUAAGCCAUGGCCACAAGCUGCCCUGAGCUUUUUGGUCGUUGGGGAGGUGGCUCAAAUGGAGCCGGUGGCUGUGGUUAACCUGUACUGGGGAGCAGGGCUGAGGGGCAAAGAGGACAUGUGGGUAUCCAGUCAGAAUGCCCUCUCUCCAGAGGACACACAGCUCUGGAUUCCCACCUCCUUGCUCUCCGCUCUGGCCUUUUGAACCUGUACCACCUAAUGUAGAAAAGCCCCGCCUCUAAUGCCCUUCUUUCCAAAACAGCUACACAAAUACUUAUUUCUGAAUGCCCUCCUGGAUAUGCAGACUGAGUGCCAGUCUGGCUAAAGGCCCAUCCAGCACCAUUGUCCCCAAGAGCCUUACUGGGCAUUCCCUGAACCCCCCUCAUAGGCGGUGAUCCUAGAUCAAACUCUUAAAUCAAAUCACUUUUGUUUCCUAGAAGAGAUCAAAGAGUGGUUGCUUCUUAUUUUGAAGAUGAAAUUCUACCAAGUUAGGUUUUUUGCUAUCUAUUGAUCCAAAAAAUAUAUUCAUGCAAUUAAUUUUAAGUGUUUAACUUAGUAUUUCAAGUUGGGAUGCAGGUUGAGGCGUUUUCCUGCAGAAUGGGCAAUUUUAUGCAUUUACAUUCAUCAGUGCUGCCCUCACUUCGGAUCUAUUGUAUUCUUACAGUUUAAUCAACUGGCAAAGUGCUUUCAUGCUUUGGAGAUUAACUACAAAAGCAAGAUUAAGAAAAAUAUGUUAAUUACCAUAUCCCUGGAACUCCUUCUCAGGCUGGCGGGGGCAGCCUUGCAAGAGAAACAGCAGCCUUUGUCACUUCCCUCUUGUGGGGAGCAAGGAAGGGAUGAGCGGUACCUUGGGAGACCCUGUAAAAGUCUAAAGAAUUGCGAAUUUCACUAUCUUGGGGGUAAAAUGCUGUCAUAGGGGCAGUGAUCUCAGGGAGUGUAAACUCUGGAAUCCACUGCGGUCUGAUUUACCUUGAGUGGCCUCCACAAACAUGACAGCUCUGUCCCAUAUUUCCCUUCCAUUCAGAAAGCCUUAAAAAAAAAUUUGUUUUAUGAUAAUACUAUAACAAUCAUAACUCAACAUUUACUGUGUCUGGCAGCAAAUUAAGUAUUUGACAAAUGUUAUUUCAUUAAACAAGACUGUCAAUCAUUACUCAAAGAAUGAUGAAGGUAUUUGGUGUAUGCCAAAGAAUAAAGGCGUUUUAUUUCA